AUGGCAUUGCCUUCGAUGACAACGCGGCGAUCAAGCGUUGGAGUGGCUGCGAUGAAUGGAAUUGUUUAUGCUGUAGGAGGUUAUGAUGGCCAAUCUAGGCAGUGCUUGAAUACGGUUGAACUAUACGAUUCUCGCGCGAAUCGCUGGAGAUCGGGUGAACCGCUUCUCGAAGUGCGAUCUGGCGCAGGAGUAGCUAUUUAUCGCGAUCGUGUCAUCACAGUCGGAGGCCAUGAUGGACCAUUAGUCCGCAGCUCAGUCGAGAUGCUGGGCGAUGACGGCUGGAUGCUCUUGCCGGAGAUGUCAGUUUGUAGAAGAAAUGCGGCCAUUGUUGUUGCAAACGCUAACUUCUAG
Molecule: messenger RNA, 351 nt
Organism: Cooperia oncophora
Lineage: Eukaryota; Metazoa; Nematoda; Chromadorea; Rhabditida; Trichostrongylidae
Source: the annotation of a GenBank genome assembly